AUGGUUUUUUGGGUAAAUAUACCCAAAAAAGGUAUAAGUACUUGCUUGAGAGAUUUUGUUUACCACAAAUAAUUCAAAAUGCUUUUCGGGCUAGUGUUAGUUAGUUGCGUUACUCUGAUUGUCGGUCAAACUCCCUGUGACAACUUAAAAGCAACUUACAGGGUAUUUGGUUGUAAGCCGUUCUGUCCAAAUCGCGUAACGUAUUCCUGCGAUGUGGCACCGAUUAGAAUUAACUAUCAGCAGACUACGUGUUACUAUCAAGGGGAUGGAAAACAGUAUCAACCAGGAGAUAAAAUUCCUACUAAAGUGGUUUCUCAAGCGGGGACAUCGUGUAUUUAUACCUGUGAUACCAGCGAUGCUACCGUCGGGCCACGGUGGGUAGCAAGUGAGUGUAGUGGUGAACCCACAGACGCUACUCAACUCUGUUCCUCCCAAAUUGUGGAUUAUAUGGGGCCCUUUUACAAAAAAUAUGCUCCGGUGUUCUCAAGUGUAGUCACUAGCGACUGUCCACGAAAAUGGAUAAAUGAUAACUUUAGUAACGUGCCUCUGGACGAUUGUUCGGCAAACAGAUACGAGUGUUGUGAGGUUCCUACCACUACUGGUUAUGUGAAAAUCGGAAGCAAGUUUGCGGCCACUACAUAUAUAGAAUGCGAGUGCAAAUGCCCACCGUUCCUUACCUGUACUGAAUACCCAAAACCCAUUGCACAGUAAAAUAAUAAUUACGUACUUAUUUUGAAGUCAAGAGCACACUGUCGUUAAGAAAUCGCGAAUAAAGCAAACUUUCUUAUCUGGUA
This is a messenger RNA of Photinus pyralis (common eastern firefly), 794 nucleotides long. RefSeq lists its product as uncharacterized. The transcript is spliced from 6 exons. NCBI's taxonomy places the organism in Eukaryota, Metazoa, Arthropoda, Insecta, Coleoptera, Lampyridae. Bases 79 to 711 code for a protein of 210 amino acids. The record is from RefSeq and is a predicted model, not a curated record.